CCCCACCACCACCACCAGCUCCAGGAAUGGACUGACUUUCUAGCUUCACCACCUCUUGACAAAUCCGCUCUGUUUCUUCAAGACUCCUCGGAUAAACGUUCAGAGUUUUAACUCCAGCCUUGAGCUUUUUUUUAUAAAUCACAAGUUGAUUUGCCGUCCGAGCGGCAGCACAGAUUUCCUGUUUUCCCCCCCGCGCGAUUUAUUUGUAGCCGUUGGUGGACGAAACGGGAUUCAACUUAAACGAACCCGCAGACAUUUUGUUAUUUCUGAGAAUUACACCGUUUUUUUUCUCCCCCCCACCUCUCUUACUUUUUCAUCAGUGUAGUCGCAGCUGGCUGGAGCGACCGAUCUUUUAAAGGACCACAACAAGGCGAAGGAAGACACCAUUACCCUCCGUGGUCGCGAGCUAAAUCCAAACACUAUCUGUGAGCGUUUUAAUUUACACGAGCUCGCGUCGCUGCCGCUCGUGCGUUCAAGGCGGAAGGCUCGCAACUGCGAUGGAUCAUUUUGACUGACAGCUUUUGAAGAAUUAGCUAGCUUUAGCCAGUGAGGACUGGUGUUGGGGGUUCCUGUUCACAGACACAGUAAAUACGGGGUCGGGACAGGUACAGCUUAAUGGUCUUGCAUCACCCAGACAAGACACCGAGUCUUUUACCUCCCAAACGACGACAAAGUGCAUCACUUCUAUCGGCUUAAUUUUUGUUGAGGGGGUCGCUAGCUGCCGUGAGCUAGUCAUCCUGCUAACGCUGGACAGCUCCUGUGUAAGGCAGGGCUAGCUGUGGACAAAGGACCAACGCAAGGGAAAAUAUAAACACAAGGCACUCAGUUGAUCGUGUUUGGGAAGGAAAGCAACAAACAAGGAAUUGACAUGAUGUUUCCACAAUCAAGACACUCAGCUUCAUCGCAGCAGCUGAAAUUCACAACCUCUGACUCCUGUGACAGGAUCAAGGAUGAGUUCCAGUUCCUCCAAGCACAAUACCACAGUUUGAAGCUUGAGUGCGACAAGUUGGCCAGUGAGAAGUCGGAGAUGCAGCGCCAUUAUAUCAUGUACUAUGAGAUGUCCUACGGGCUCAAUAUUGAGAUGCACAAACAGGCUGAGAUAGUGAAGAGAUUGAACGGGAUCUGCGCACAAGUCCUCCCCUACCUGUCUCAGGAGCACCAGCAGCAGGUCCUGGCAGCCAUAGAGAGGGCCAAGCAGGUCACCCCCCCAGAGAUGAACUCCAUCAUAAGGCAGCAGCUCCAGGCUCACCAGCUGUCUCAGCUCCAGGGCCUGGCCCUGCCCAUGACCCCCCUGCCGCUGGGCCUGAGCCAGCCGAGCCUCCCCGCCGUCACCACCUCCUCUGGUCUCUUCUCCCUCUCCUCCCUGCUGGCCUCCCAAGCCCAGCUGGCCAAGGAGGAGAAAGCAUCGCGUGAAGGGGUCGACAGCCACCGUGAGGAGGACGGAGACAAGUCUGAUUAGAUGGUGUCCCAAUUCAGCUCUGUUUUUGUCCAGAGACCUGAAUCCCCAGAUCUGAGCCUCCUUGGCCUACAGCCUCUCCCCUGGUCUCCCUCUCUCUGACCUUAGCAAACAUGGGCUUCAAUCCCAUCAACACAGCUCCAGCUUCAGAUCCCUAACCAACUCCCUCUAAUGGGAGGGCUUUGGCACCUGCUCCUUACAUCAGACUAGUCCUGAUCGCCUCAUAUUUACCAAACAUGGGUUGUUUCUUUCUACUCCUUUCUUUUUACCACCGUCAGAGUGUCUCCUGUGUCUUUUCUUCAAAUACUUAAAAAAAAAAAUGUGAUUAAGCUUCACUUAUUUUGCUUUUCUUUUUUUUUUAAAUCAGGACUGCUUUCUAUUUCUGUUCCUUCCUGCCUUCCUGUCGCUCUAUCGCUCAGCUCUUAUUCCUGUUUAGUUUCUGUUUUUUUUCUCCAUGUGUCUCUUCCUCCCACUCUCACCCACCUCUUGCCUCUGUUCUAAGUAGGUCCUUGUUAUGCAGGACUGAUCUGCGAGACUGAAGGCACCGUACUGUAGGUGUUAAAACAGGCUAAAUGUUAAACACAGGGAUUCUUUGGCAAGCUGUAACACUGGUUUGACACAAGACAGGAUUCCUACAAACUUAAUUUUCAUACAAACGGGGUCUGACAGAGAUCCGUGGUGUUGAUAUUUUUUGGCAGUAGAAAUCGCAUGCAUUCAUUCCAAGCUACAAGUUGGCUUUGAGUUUAAACGGUUGAUUGUUGUAGAUCAGAAAAGUGUCUAAAUAGUGCCCUGAUGCCCCGUCUAAAGAGCAAUGUCCCACACACAUAUCCACACAAACUUCCAAACCAAAAACUGCUGCUUCUAAAGCAGAAUUGUUGUAUUGAGAAGACAUCUCCAGUCGAAAAACUAGAGAUUUUUUGUUUAAUCCUAAAUUUAUAUUGAGAAAGGAAAAGCACCUUUUUAGGGUAAACCUUAUGCUGAGAGGUGUCAGAGUAGAUAACAAAACCACAUUAGUAAGUAAUCCCCCCCUACUUACAAUCCUACUCUGACCCUGUGAGGUAGAUAAAUCUGCCCAGCACCUGAACUGAAAGGCAACGUUUUCUUCAGUAGUUAAAUCAACAGAGAUGCCGCUUGACUCCUGCACCGUCCCACCACCUUUUGCAUCUUUAAUGUGCACUAAUAUUAGAGCAGGCACGCAGGGGAGAGAGUGUGCAUGUUGUGUGUUUGACAGCAGAGGGCAGUGUGUGUCUUCCUCCUCGCUGGGUUCAGAGCAAAACAAGGACAGGACAAUGACAGAGUGCAGGCUGUGUCACAUGGGGGAAUGGCUUAUUUAUUCACUCUGUGUGUACUAACUUAAUAUACAGAGACGAGACUGGUGACAUUAAUCUCUGCAUGCGGUUAGUCCCAGUCUCUGACAUGAUCGUGAGAACAGACCCGAGAAAAGUCUUGGGUCUGUUUUAAGAAACAUCUCUGGACCCGUGCUUUGGAUCUCCCUGUAAAUUCAGAAUUUCAAUUCAAUUUACAUAUACAGAUCUGUCACAUAUCAGCCUACAACACUACAUUAUACGGGUGAUUUAACACCUACGUACAACACUGAGUGAGAAAUCUCCAUGACCUAACAAAAUUAUAUCAGUGCAGAUCACACAGAUGAAGCAUAAGCGUCCUCCACAGCUGCUCUGAUGAGUAAAAACUCCCCCUCAGCCUCACAGGCCCUGUUUUCAAUUAGCCUGUCUGAUUAGGUCUCUCGUCAGGUGGAAUGUUGGCUGAAACUAUGCUGGGAAUAAUGUGAUUUCACCAAACUCUGUGUUCAAAAAUCCCCACAUUUGGGGCAUCCAGGUGGCCCAUUGGUUAAUGUGCGUACCAUAUAAUUGCUUACGUCAUAUAAUUCUGGCAGAUGUGCCCCACGCCCAAACAAAACUCCAGUCAUGUGUGUAAUUAUAAAGUCCCGUGAAGGUUAAAAACACUGUGAAUUGACCGUAUAGUACUCUUUUUUCUUUUCUUUUUUCUUUAAAAAAAAUAUAUGAUUCUAUUUCUUCAAUGUAACUGAGUCUAAAAAAACACGAGUAAUAACCCCCACUUAGCAUAUUUCCUGCAAAAAGUCUCUGGUCUUUUCUUGUACAGCUGCUGUGAAAUGAAUGAAGCCGCCUACAAGUGUGGCUGGAAAUGUCGAGACAAUAAAACGAAUCUGACGAAAAAUAAUUGUGAAAUCUAAAGACUACUUGUCCUAGAUUGGGGGGUUAAAGUUGAGCCAUUACGGUGACACUCGGACACCACACCCACCAACCCCACAUCGUGUGAAUGUGGCUUCACUACACAAACAUGUUAUUGUUUUGACUUUAAUUCUUCCUUUGAAAAUUUGUUUUCUCUUUUGUCUGGAUUAUCCACAUCCAGAAACUUUUCUUUGGGUACUUCUUUGGAUUUUUCGCUAUAGGUUCCACCAUAUCCGUAGCUAGUGCUCUGUCACUUCCCGCCCCCUUUUUCUCUGGCUGAUUGAUGUUGAGCACCUAAAAUUCACCUCGAUGUGCCAGCGUGAGAAA
Centropristis striata (black sea bass) is the source of this 3993-nucleotide messenger RNA. RefSeq names its product TLE family member 5, transcriptional modulator (gene tle5). The transcript has 7 exons. NCBI's taxonomy places the organism in Eukaryota, Metazoa, Chordata, Actinopteri, Perciformes, Serranidae. The record is from RefSeq and is a predicted model, not a curated record. Gene Ontology annotation, molecular function: transcription corepressor activity; protein binding. Gene Ontology annotation, biological process: negative regulation of canonical Wnt signaling pathway; regulation of DNA-templated transcription. The coding region runs from base 869 to 1459 and encodes 196 amino acids. Gene Ontology annotation, cellular component: transcription regulator complex; nucleus.